CACUCCUAUCUGACAGGUUGGCACAUCGACAUCUCGUACACAGCGACGUGCAGGGAUGGAGCCGCGGCGGGCGGCCGGUUCGUUCAUCCUGCCCGCGGGGCCUGGCUCUCUCUGUUUCAACAAGGACGAGUUCCUGAAGGAUAAUUUUGAUGUGGAUCAUUUUGUGUCUGAAUGUAGAAAACAUGUCCAGUUGGAAACACUUCGGGAUGAUUUGGAACUUUACUACAAGCUUUUGAAAACUGCUAUGGUUGAACUGAUAAAUAAAGAUUAUGCAGACUUUGUCAACCUUUCCACCAACCUGGUUGGUAUGGACAAAGCCUUGAAUCAUCUGACAGUACCACUGGGUCAAUUGAAAGAAGAGGUGAUGAGCCUGAAGCUGGCAGUUAGUGAAGGGAUUCAAGCAAUAGAUGACCGUCUGGCAAAAGAAGAUGACAUCAGAAAGAAAAAGAUGUGUGUCUUAAGAUUGCUUCAAGUAAUACGAUCAGUGGAGAAAAUUGAAAAGAUCCUCCACUCUCAGUCAUCCAAAGACGUUUCUCCCUUGGAAACAAGUAGUGCACCCUUAGCUGGUCAGAUGCUGGAAAGGAUUGGUACGGAGUUUAACCAAUUACAUUUUCAUGCAGUACAAAGCAAGGGAAUGCCUCUUUUGGACAAAGUGAGACCUCGAAUAGCUGGGAUCACAGCUAUGCUUCAGCAAUCUCUGGAAGGACUACUGUUGGAAGGUCUGCAGACUGCCAAUGUUGAGAUUGUUCGUCCCUGUCUACGGACCUAUGCCACCAUAGAUAAGACAAAGGAUGCAGAAGCACUUAUUGGCCAAGUACUUGUGAAACCAUAUGUGGAAGAGGUAAUCAGUGAAGAAUUUGUGCAAUCUCCAGAAAAUGGUCUUAAAAAGAUGUAUAGCAAACUGUUGGACUUCAUUCCCAACCAUUGUCGCCUCCUCCAAGUGGUGACUGGAGGAGCAAUAACUGGUGAUAAGAACAAAGUGAUUCCAGGAUAUGAUUUUACAGUGAAUUCUGUCUGGCCAGAAAUGGUGCGAGGUUUAGAGGAAAAAUUACCAUCAUUAUUUAACCCUGGCGAUCCAGACACAUUCCAUGAGAAAUACACAAUUACAAUGGAGUUUAUUAGAAAAUUUGAGUGGCAGUGUGCAUCUCAAGCAAGUGUUAAAAGACUGCGUUCACACUCAGCAUACCAAAGUUUCCAUGGCAAAUGGAACCUGUCUGUUUAUUAUCAGAUCCGAUUCAAAGAAAUUGCAGGAAAUUUGGAGGCUUCUUUGUAUGAAGGUUUGAAGGAAGCACCAGAUGGAAACGAGUUCAGGCUUCAGGUUACUUGCAUUUUGUGGCAGAACCUUAUGAAAUGCUGGGAUGAUCGUGUCUACCUUCCUCCACUGGCUUACCGUUUCUGGAAACUGACACUGCAAUUGCUAGCACGUUACGUUAAGUGGGUGGACGAGUUGAAAACUGCAUCAUCAGACAAGGACCUUACGCACCAUGGGAUAAAACCUUUGUCCACCUUCAGCAACAACGUGUCAUCCUCUUCAAAUGGAAAUGGUGAAGAGCUGGGAAGUGGGCAAGCUGCUGAUGUGAAAACUGUUCCACCUCUCUCUGUGAAUCAACUUGUGUACCUUGUUGCUGAUUUAGACAAGGUUGAAGAGCAGCUUCCUGGCCUUUUAGACCUGAUUAACCCAAGACUAGAAAAGAUAGGGUUUCAGAAUUUCUCUCUCAUUUCUGAGGCACUGGCAGACUCUCAGACUUCUGUGAAAAACACUAUACCUGCAUUAAGUGAUAAGAUUGUUGAGGAAGUGAGCGAAGCCUGUUACAGUUAUCUUAAAAAUGCUUCAGAAGUUCCUCGGCUCUAUCGGAGGACUAACAAGGAAGUGCCCACCAAGGCUUCCUUGUAUGUAGAGAAUGCUUUGAAACCCUUGUACAACCUUCAGAGUCAAUAUAAAAGUGUCGUAAAAGCAAACAGGAUACAGGAGUGGUUAUCGUGUGCUCUUAGAAUUAGCACGGAAAGGUACUGUGAAACAGUUUCUGAUGUUCUAAGCUCUGUUAAAAAGAUGGAGGAGAGUCUCAAACGACUGAAGCAAGCAAGAAAAUCCGCAGCUCCAAGCAACAUGGGAACAAACAGUGGCAUCAGUGACGAUAACAAAAUCAGGUUGCAACUUGCUCUGGAUGUUGAGUAUCUAUGGGAUCAAGUGCAGAAACUGGGGCUGCAGAUGUCAUCCUUCACACAGUUUGCAGCUCUGCUGGAUGUAGCUCAAGCUGCGAAAGCUAUGGCUACAGUGGAGCCUGUCUGACAGACUGCCAAAGCCAGGAAGAAACAACAACUUCACUAUCCAGUGCAACUUCAUAACAAAUGGUUCUUCGGACCUGCUGGUUCACUACCACAGCUUACACCUCUACUUCGCACCGUGGGCGUGUUUUAAUCUGGGCCCCCCCCCCCCCGAAGUCAGAGCUGUGGUAAAAUAUUCAUGAAGGUGGACUGCAGCUUGUAAAUCUCUGAAGAUUGCUUGUGCAAUAUUGGUAUGGAGUUACUGAAUGGUAAUUCUUUCUUCUACUUGUAAAUAUCUGGAGAUCUGAACAACAUGUUGAGGUUACAUUGUCUGCAUCAGGCGAGUGCAAUUUUUAUUUUCACACAUUACAAAUAUGAUUGGAAUCAAAUCUCCAAACAUGAAAACUGUGGUUAUUUUAUCAAGGGUUGAGAAAAAUGUAAAGCAUAAUUGUAAUUUCUGCUAUAUCAAUGAUUUACCAACAUAUUUAAAUAAAUUAACAAGGAAAUCUGGAGAAAUUUCUUGUCUGAGUAAUGGUUUAAUGCCAAAUGUGGCUGAGCUAUAUAGUGGAUAGGCAUUUAAAAUACUGAGGUGUUAUUAAGGGAAGCUUCACUCAGUGGCCACUAUAUUAGUCCUAAUAAAGUGGCCACCAGUGCAUGUUCAUGGUCUUCUACUGCUGUAGCACAUCCACUUUAAGAUUCGACAUGUUAUGUGUUUGAGAUGCUCUUCUGCACAUCGCUGUUAUAAUGCAUGAUUAUUUGAGGUACUGUCACCUUCCUGUCAGCUUGAACCAGACUGGUCAUUCUCCUCUGCCCUCUCAUUAACAAGGCAUUUUCACCCACAGAAUUGCCACUCAGUGGAUGCUUUUUGUUUCUUGCACCAUUCUCUGUAAACUCUAGAGAGUGUUGUGCAUGAAAUUCCAGGAGAUGACGGUUUCUGAGAUAGUCAAUCCACCCCUUCUGGCAUCAAAAAUCAUUCCACGAUCAUAGUCAUGUAAAUCACAUUUCUUCCCCCAUCUGAUGUUUGGUCUGAGCAACAACUGAACCUCUUGACCAUGUCUGCAUGUUUUUGUACAUUGACUUUGUUGCCACAUGAUUAGAUUUAUUUUUACAAGACUGUUUAGUGUCUUUUUCACAGUUAGUGGAUAAAUAUGAUAUUGUGGCGACCCAUUUCCUGACGCAUCCGAACCGACUCACAAUUAGAUAGCCUACGGGGGUUUGCGAGCACAGAGCUUUGGAGCCUCUGUGCCAUGGGGGGCCGGUUGAGGGAGGCUUAAAAGUGAGGCUGAAGUUUUCGAAUAAAGUUUUUUCCUUCGACUGCA
Molecule: messenger RNA, 3584 nt
Organism: Hypanus sabinus (Atlantic stingray)
Lineage: Eukaryota; Metazoa; Chordata; Chondrichthyes; Myliobatiformes; Dasyatidae
Gene: cog2
Product: component of oligomeric golgi complex 2
Exons: 18
Coding region: 56-2290 (744 amino acids)
Biological process (GO): Golgi organization; intra-Golgi vesicle-mediated transport; protein transport
Cellular component (GO): COG complex; membrane
Source: RefSeq, a predicted model, not a curated record